AACUCCCCCUUUUUCCCCUGCAUCUCUCAAACCCUCUCAAUACAACACACACCCAAAGCCAAAAAACCAAACAAAAACAAUCUUUACCAGCCAUGGCUAUGUCAGCUGCCACCACCCAAUCUUUCCUCCUUAAUAACAACAACAAAACCACCCACCAUAACCACCAUACCCUCAAAUCUACCACCUACCCCACCACCACAUACAAAUCCAUUUCCAUAACCUGCUCCGCCGCCACAACAACCACCACCCCCCUCACCCCCACCACCUCAGAUCGGGUCUUCAAUUUCGCUGCAGGACCCGCCACCCUCCCAGAAAACGUCCUCCUUAAAGCCCAAUCCGACCUCGUAAACUGGCGUGGAUCAGGCAUGUCUGUCAUGGAAAUGAGCCACCGUGGCAAAGAAUUCCUUUCCAUUAUCCAAAAAGCUGAAUCAGAUCUCAAAACCCUCCUUAACAUCCCCGAAAAUUACCAUGUUUUGUUCCUACAAGGUGGGGCCACCACCCAAUUCGCCGCCAUUCCUUUAAACAUAUGUUCACCAAAUGACACCGUUGAUUACAUCGUAACAGGUUCUUGGAGUGAUAAAGCUUAUAAAGAAGCUGUUAAAUAUUGCAAGCCUAAUGUUAUAUGGAGUGGCAAAUCUGAAAAAUAUACCAAGAUUCCAGGUUUUGAUGGUUUACAACAAAGCCAAGAUGCUAAGUAUUUGCAUAUAUGUGCUAAUGAAACUAUUCAUGGUGUUGAAUUUAAAGAUUAUCCAACACCCAUUAAUGAAAAAACCAUUCUUGUUGCUGAUAUGUCAUCAAAUUUCUGUUCUAAGCCAGUCGAUGUGUCUAAAUUUGGUAUUAUUUAUGCUGGUGCACAGAAAAAUGUGGGUCCAUCUGGUGUUACAAUUGUGAUUAUAAGGAAAGAUUUGAUUGGUAAUGCACAGGAAAGUACACCUGUUAUGUUGGAUUAUAAGAUCCAUGCUGAGAAUAAUUCUUUGUAUAAUACACCACCUUGUUAUGGGAUUUAUAUGUGUGGGCUUGUUUUUGAAGAUUUGUUGGAACAAGGUGGAUUGGGUGAGGUUGAAAAGAAGAAUAAAAAGAAAGCUGAGAUUUUGUAUGAUGCUAUUGAUUCAAGCAAUGGGUUUUAUAGGUGUCCAGUUGAGAAAUCUGUGAGGUCUUUAAUGAAUGUGCCAUUUACAUUGGCUAAACCUGAAUUGGAAGGUGAGUUUGUGAAGAUAGCUGCUGGUGAGAAAAUGGUGCAGUUAAAGGGACAUAGGAGUGUUGGUGGAAUGAGAGCUUCAAUAUACAAUGCUAUGCCUUUUGCUGGUGUUGAAAAGUUGGUAGCUUUCAUGAAGGAUUUCCAAGCUAAGCAUGCUUGAAUUUUAUUUUAUUUUAUGCUUUUGGCUUUUAAUAUUUUGCAACCCUUUAUAAUUAUGUUAUGUUGGUUUAUUUUGAGUUAAGAGUCGAAAUGAUGCUGAAUCUGUAACGGGAAUGAUACUUAAGCAUGUGUCGGUGCUUAUUGAUUCUUGUGUACUUCUAGGAGUUUGUUUAGAAAUAUGGAAACUAUUAUUAGUACUAGUAGAAGUUUAAUGAAAAAUAUAUUUUCUUUUGUU
This is a messenger RNA of Lycium barbarum (goji berry), 1592 nucleotides long. Its product is annotated as phosphoserine aminotransferase 2, chloroplastic-like. The coding region runs from base 93 to 1358 and encodes 421 amino acids. The transcript has a single exon. Gene Ontology annotation, molecular function: pyridoxal phosphate binding; O-phospho-L-serine:2-oxoglutarate transaminase activity. Gene Ontology annotation, cellular component: chloroplast stroma; cytoplasm. Gene Ontology annotation, biological process: L-serine biosynthetic process. The record is from RefSeq and is a predicted model, not a curated record. NCBI's taxonomy places the organism in Eukaryota, Viridiplantae, Streptophyta, Magnoliopsida, Solanales, Solanaceae.